CACAGUUGCAACAGUCCCAACAAGUAUGGCAAGUAAAUUAAAUCUAGUUUUGGGUUUCUGCCUCUUGGCAGUUGCCUUGAGUUCCGGCGAACGUGCCCGUUACGACAACUAUCGCGUUUACCAAACUACCGCUUCCAGUCCUGCUGAAUUGGAGGUUCUGAAGAACUUGGAGGGUGCCAGUGAUUCGAUUAUGUUCUUGGAUGGCAUUCAUCACAUCAACAAGCCCAUAAGCGUUGUCGUAGCCCCCCACAAGGUCCCAGACUUUUUGGAAAUUAUGGGUAGCAAUGAAAUCGAUUAUGAGUUGAUAGAGACAAAUUUGCAAAGUCAAUUGGAAGACGAUGAAGAACAGGUGGCCAAGCCAAACUCCUUAGCCCGUUCUUUGGACUACAACUGGAAUCAAUACUACCAAUUGGAUGAUACCUACAGGUGGAUGCAACAAUUGGCCGUUGAAUACCCCGGUGUUGUGACUUUGAUUGAAGGCGGCAAAACCUAUCAGGGACGUUCCAUUUUGGGUGUUAAGAUCUCCAAGAGCCAAACCACCAAGCCUGGUAUCUUCGUUGAAGCAGGUAUCCAUGCCCGUGAAUGGAUUGCUCCCGCCACGGCCACCUACUUGAUCAAUCAAUUGUUGACCUCCAAUGUGGAAAGUGUUCGCAACAUUGCCCAAAACUACGACUGGUACAUUUUCCCCCAUGCCAAUCCUGAUGGUUAUGUCUACACCCACACCACUGAUCGCAUGUGGCGCAAGACCCGUACUCCUUAUGGCAGCUGUUUCGGUGCCGAUCCCAACCGCAACUGGGGCUUUGCCUGGAACACUGUAGGUGCCAGUAACAAUGCCUGCUCUGAUACCUAUGCUGGUCCAUCGGCUUUCUCUGAAAUUGAAACCCGUUCCUUGUCCGAAUACAUUGCCUCGUUGAAAAACAAAAUUUCCCUGUACAUCUCCUUCCAUGCCUACUCGCAAUAUUUGUUGUAUCCUUAUGGCAAUACUGCUGCCUUGCCCGCCAAUGUCAAGGAUUUGAAGCAAGUAUUUGAUGCCAGUGUUGCUGCCAUGAACAAGCGUUACGGUACCAAAUACACCGGUGGCAACAUCUACGAUGCCAUCUAUCCAGCUUCUGGUGCUAGUGUCGAUUGGGCCUACGAAGUUGUUGGCACCAAGAUGUCCUUCUGCUAUGAAUUGCGUCCAUCUUCGAACUCUAUUUUGACUGGUUUCAAAUUGCCAGCUGCUCAAAUUGUCCCCACCGGUGAGGAGACUAUGGAUUCUAUUACUGCUAUGGUUCAAGAAGUCCAAAAAUUGGGUUAUUUUAAGAACUAAGUGGGAUGAGUUUGAAAAUCGAUAACGAAAUAAAUUUUGUUUGCACAUUCGA
This is a messenger RNA of Musca domestica (house fly), 1361 nucleotides long. Its product is annotated as zinc carboxypeptidase A 1. Gene Ontology annotation, molecular function: zinc ion binding; metallocarboxypeptidase activity. The transcript has a single exon. The coding region runs from base 26 to 1309 and encodes 427 amino acids. The record is from RefSeq and is a predicted model, not a curated record. Gene Ontology annotation, biological process: proteolysis. Lineage: Eukaryota; Metazoa; Arthropoda; Insecta; Diptera; Muscidae.